Messenger RNA from Trichomycterus rosablanca, 3502 nucleotides. Its product is annotated as zinc finger protein 420-like. Gene Ontology annotation, biological process: negative regulation of transcription by RNA polymerase II. NCBI's taxonomy places the organism in Eukaryota, Metazoa, Chordata, Actinopteri, Siluriformes, Trichomycteridae. The coding region runs from base 1 to 3069 and encodes 1022 amino acids. The transcript has 10 exons. The record is from RefSeq and is a predicted model, not a curated record. Gene Ontology annotation, molecular function: histone methyltransferase activity; DNA-binding transcription repressor activity, RNA polymerase II-specific; protein binding.
AUGGUGAAAACUGAGGAGCUGCUCACAAAAAAGGUCUAUACAUGUCUAUACACACCAAUGAGCCAAAACAUCAGGACGACCCACCCAAUGUGCUGUCAAAACAGCUAUGACUCGCCAAGAUAUGGGCUCUACAAGACAUCUGAAGGAGUCCAGUGGUAUCAGGACGUGAAGAUGGAGACCUGUACCACUUCAGAUGGAGAGACAAAAAUCGUCCCUACGGACCAACGUGUGGAUGAUUUUCUGAUGAAGCCUGUAAAAAAGGAAGAGCUUGAAGAUUAUAUCUGUGAAGAAACAUCAACUUCUGUGAAACACUUGACAGCCUUGGACCAGCAGAACAAAAACCUCUCGAGAAAACCUGUAAAAGUGGAAGAACCUGAAGAUGAAGAUUACUUCUACUGUGGGGCUUGCAAAUCUUUUUUCAUUAGUGAGUGUGAGGUUCAUGGUCCAGCAUUCUUCGUUCCUGAUACUUCCAUUCCUAAGAGGGUUAUGGACCGAGCCAGACAAACUCUUCCACCUGGUCUUGAGAUUCGGGAGUCUGAUAUUCCUAACGCAGGUCUGGGAGUGUUCAAUAAGGGGGAGACUGUUCCUGUUGGUGCACAUUUCGGACCGUACGAGGGAGAACUGGUAGACGGAGAGGAAGCCGUGAACAGUGAAUAUUCUUGGCCGCUAAACAAGAGUGGUCAGCGUGAGGAAUACAUUGAUGCCAAGAGAGAGACUCAUGCUAACUGGAUGAGGUACGUAAACUGUGCCCGUACUGAUGAGGAGUGUAAUCUAGUGGUGUAUCAGUAUCAGGGAGGAAUUCUCUACAGCUGCUGUCGACAGAUAAAACCCGGACAGGAGCUCUUGGUGUGGUACGAGGAGUCGUAUGCCAAGAAUUUUGGCGACACAUUCGAGUCACUUUGGAAGAAAAAGUCCUCAGCAGAAGAAAUGAAAAGCUUCUCCUGCUCCAUGUGUGUCUUCUCUUACACAUCUCAAGUUUACCUCCACAAGCACAUCAAGACCUCCCACCGCCAGGAAUAUUUACGAAUGCUGAAAUCAGGAGAGAUUAAAUAUGAGGAUGUGAUGCCCAACAGUAGCUUCCGUUAUCCUCGAGUAUCUCCUGGUUCUCUCAGCGGCUACUUCUGCUCCGAGUGCGGAGAGAGUUUCCCUGACGCGAAUCGUCUCAAAUCGCAUCGGCGCGUUCAUUUAGGAGAGAAACCGUUUCAGUGCUCGCUGUGUGGAAAGAGAUUCACUGAGAAGGGUUGUCUCAAACAGCACCAAGUGACCCACUUGGAAGAAAAGCCGUAUUAUUGCUCUCAGUGUGGGAAACGUUUCAAUUAUAAAGGAGACCUUGUAACGCACCAGCUCAUUCACACUGGAGAGAAGCCGUAUCGGUGCUCGGAGUGCGGGAAGAGUUUUUUGCGAAAGAUUUAUCUGGAAUUGCACCAGCGCACUCACACAAGAACGAAACCUUACCGCUGUGCGCAGUGCGAGAAAAGUUUUACCUUCCAGAGUGCUUUACAGCGACACCAGCUUGUUCACCUCAGGAAGAAGCCGUACUCCUGCUCGGAGUGUGGAAAGACGUUCUUAUACCCUAAUCAUCUGAAACAACACCAGCGCAAUCACACAGGCGAAAGGCCCUAUCGCUGCCCGCAGUGUGGGAAGGAUUUCGCUUUACAGUGUAAUCUCAAACAACACCUGCGCAUUCACACAGGAGAGAAACCGUACCGCUGCGCACAGUGCGGGAGGAGCUUCACCCAGAGAGCUACUCUCCGGAGCCACCUGCGCACUCACACAGGAGAGAAACCCCAUCAGUGCUCACAGUGCGGGAGAAGUUUUGCUUUGAAGGGGACUCUCAAAGAACACCAGCGCGUUCAUGUUAGAAUGGAAUCAGCAGGGAGCAGAAAACCUGAUGUACAGAAUCCUGAUGCUGAUCGCUCACAGCUUUGUGAACAACAUGUAAAAACAGAGAUGUUUACAGACUCGGGUGGACAAACAUUAAACCCUGUGGAGCACAUCAACCCUGUGGAUCAACAGAAUGGAGCAGAAUUCCUAAAGAAGCGUCCAAAAGAAGAAGAUGCAGAGACCCUCAUUUCCGUCUCUUCCGCUCCAGACACGAAAAGCUUCUCCUGCUCCAUGUGUGUGUUCUCCUACACAUCUCAAAUGUACCUCCACAGUCACAUCAGGAGUCAGCACCACAGGGAAUAUUUAAGACUGCUGAAAUCAGGAGAGAUUAAAUAUGAGAAUCUGAUGCCCACCAGUAGCUCCUGUGGUCAGCAAACAUCUUCUGUACCUCUGUGUCGUGACCCGUCUCCCGGACCCCUGCAGAACAAGUACUACAGCUGCUCAGAGUGUGGGAAGAAUUUUACUGCAUCGAGUAUACUCGAAGCACACCAGCGUAUUCACACUGAAGUUAAGCCACAUCACUGCCUACAGUGUGGAAAGAGUUUUGCCCAACUGGGAAGUCUAAAACAGCACCAGCGCAUUCACACCAAAGACAAGUCGUAUCAGUGCGCACAGUGCGGAAGAGGUUUUACCCAGGAGAGCUCUCUCCUAAGUCACCGGCGCAUUCACACCCGAGACAGACCGUAUCACUGCUCACAGUGUGGGAAGAGUUUUACACAACAGGGUAAUUUUCUACGACACCAGCGCAUUCACACCGAAGACAAGCCGUUUCCCUGCACUGUGUGCGGGAAGGGUUUCGCCCAAGAGAGUUCUCUUUUGAGUCACCGGCGCGUUCAUACCCGAGAGAAGUCGCAUCAGUGCCCGCAGUGUGGACGGGGUUUUACGCAAAAGUGCAAUCUACGGCGGCACCGUCGCAUUCACACCGGAGAGAAACCGUUUCGCUGCUCGCGGUGCGGAAAGAGUUUCGCUCAAGAAAGUACAUUCCGGAAUCACCAGCGCAUUCACACGGGAGAAAAGCCUUAUCACUGUGCACAGUGUGGGAAGAGUUUUAGUCUGAGGGGUAAUCUCAGACAACACCAGCGCAUUCACACUGGAGAGAAACCGUAUCACUGCGUUCAGUGUGGGACGAGUUUUACUUACCAUUAUAGGCUCAAAAUACACCAGUGCAUUAGGACAGGAGAGUAAUCGUAUCACUGCUCAGUGUGAGUGGUAGCUCAGGGGGAAAGGUACUGAACUAGUGAUCGUAAGGUCGCUGGUUCAAGCCUCACCUUCAUUGCUUGAACUGUAUUGGUUAUGAUUGUUAGUCACUUUGGAUGUAGACAUCUGCUAAAUACCAUAAAUGUAAAAAAAAAAUAAGUAUUGAACUAAACAAAACUUCUGAACUUGCUGAACUGAAACAAUAAUAUUUAUUUAUAGAUGGACGGACGGACGGACAGAUAGACAUUUGUACGAUUCAGUGCUUUACUCAAUUCAGAUAUUUUUGUGUUUAGUGUGUUUAUUCAAUUAAUUUUUUUUUCAUAUAUUUUACGUUUAGUGUUUAUUUAAUGUCUAUUGCUGCACCAUGGGUCUGAGAGUAAUCCUCUGUAUGUCCUGUACAUAUUGCAGUAUUCACAAUAAA